AUGUAUCUUCCCUCAAAGCCAAACAAAUAUGGCAUUGAAAUAAUGAUGCUGUGUGAUGUGAAAACAAAAUAUCUGAUCAAUGGAAUUCCAUACUUGGGGAAGGACUCCAACCCAUCUGGUCUGCCCUUAGGAGCUUAUUAUACAAAAGAACUCACCAAAACAAUUCAUGGUACAAAUAGGAAUGUAACCAUGGAUAAUUGGUUUACAUCCAUCCCACUAGCAAAGGAUAUGUUGAGCAGUCAUCAGCUGACAAUAGUUGGAACUCUACGUAGUAACAAAAAGGAGAUCCCUCCUGAAAUGAGCAAUGAAAAGUCAAGGAAGAUAGGCUCUGUAAUGUUCGCUUACAAUAACGAGCUGGUUUUAGUAUCAUACAAGGCAAAGAAGUCUAAAAUGGUGUUUCUACUCUCCACUACUCACGAAAAUGGUACUGUAUCUGAAACAACAGGAAAACCAGAUAUAGUUGAAUUUUAUAAUUCAACAAAGGGCGCAGUUGACACGUUUGAUGAGAUGUCAAGUAACAUGUCAUGCAGCCACAAGACACAGCGAUGGCCACUGUGCAUUUUUUAUGGAAUGGUCAACAGCACUUUAGUCAAUGCCUAUGUGAUAUAUGUUCAUAAUUCAGUAAAGGAAAAGAAGAAGCCAAUCAACCGGAGAGAGUUUGCUAAGCAACUUGAACGUUGCACCGACUAUGUUCAUCAGCAGGACGACUUCACGCUGGUCAAAUGGUUCCUGAAGGCAAGGACUGAGCUCAUCCUGCUGAACAAGUACUCCUUUGAUUGUGAUGUCAAGACAUGUUCCCUCUGCAAUUUGAAGGAAGAUGAGGGUGUGCCUCACUUCAUCGCCAGAUGCCCUGUUCUCGCUGAGAUCCGGACGAGACACCUGCGGAAGAGUAUCCUGUCUGAAGAGGAGUUGCGGGCACACCUGAAUGGUCAACACUGGCAGGCGGUGAGCCGGUACUGCAGGGAGGCAUGCCAGUACACAUUCUUUCUAGUCCAGCAGUUCAAUUUUUGA
This is a messenger RNA of Nilaparvata lugens (brown planthopper), 1011 nucleotides long. RefSeq lists its product as uncharacterized. The record is from RefSeq and is a predicted model, not a curated record. NCBI's taxonomy places the organism in Eukaryota, Metazoa, Arthropoda, Insecta, Hemiptera, Delphacidae. The coding region runs from base 1 to 1011 and encodes 336 amino acids. The transcript is spliced from 2 exons.